AUGUUUAUACUUACAUUCUUAUCGAUAGUAUUAAUACUUUCUCGUUGGAAAGCUCGCUGUAUCGUUGAUGGAUUCAGUGUGAAUAACAAUAAUUGGAACCCAUUUUUAUUAGUAUCCAGAGAUUUAAAUGAGUCGCCAAAUUACGAUAUAACACGUUGGGUACGGCAAUUGCAUCUGUAACAAUGUGCUUUCGUAGAAAUCGGAGAAGGAUUUUGUGCUUUGUUCGUCGAAUUACGUAGCAUACCUUUCGAAUCAAAACUUCCCGAUAACUCUGAAGUCGCUGAAUUUUUCCUUGGGAUUUGUCCUUGUUUGAUUCUUCACACCUGGAAUUUAUAUUCGCCCGAAUUGACAAGACUUAGGAAAACGGAUUGCUCUUUUAACGAAGCUACUCCACAUUCAAACACAAAUGCUAGAUUUCACAGACAAUUAUGCGAUAUCACUUGGCAUGUCGAAAAUGCUUCAAGCUGUAACUGUUCCAGUCUUGUAGCGGGCCAAGGAUUGCACGAGACUAAAGGGUUUCCAACGUGUUUUCUGAAUCCCUUACCUGAAAGUUCUCCACGUGGGGUUUAUGGUAUUGCACAAUGCACCGCGAUCAAAAAAAUACACACUCUUCAAUGUGCCUCGAAUUGCCAUCAGAGACAAUCAUUCUGCGAAGAAAUUGGGCCUUCAACUUCAAUUCCAGCGGAAAUUAAUUCCUUAUGGACGCGAUGGUCCCUUCCAAAAUGCAACAAUACUUGUGGUAGAGGAUUCGUGAUAGUUACUACAUCAUGCCAAGAUCAAGUAACAGGAAAACCAGCCAUAGACUGCAUUGGUCCAGGAUCGUUUUGUUGUCCAGGUAGCUUCGGUAAAUGUUACUGCGAAGUAAACAUCGUCGGUGGAAUUAUGAGAGCGGUCAGGUUCACAGAACCAUGCAUUUCUGCCGAAGGGUGCAACACCGGGACAUUCACUUUCGAAGGAGAACUCGAUCCUAGUAAGAGCAUUGAUUUCGACGAAGCUAAUGAGAUCGAUGAGCGCGAAAAAUCCGAAGAAUCAGCGCGUGUGGCACAGCGUAACCUUCUACAAGCUCCCGCCACUGAUCAACAGAAUAGCUACGUAUUGUGCGAAAAUAGAUUGGCAAACAAGAACUUUAAAUGCAACCGUGGAUAUCGUUCCAUUCUAAGAAGUCGAUUAGGCGAUGACGCCGAUUAUACCAAUGAAGACGAAGAUGACUACGACGACGACGACGACGAAGACGACGAAGAAGAAGAAGAAGGGGACAACGACGACAAUUUCGCCGAGGAUGACGAAGACGAGGAGGACGAGGAGAACAAUGACGAGACGAUCGGACUUAGAAGUUCGGCGAAGGGUCGUCGGAGCCCCAGGAAGUAUAUUCGAGAGGCAAGGUCCGAUUACGCAGUGAAUGCGUUGGAGGUCGACGAACCCGAAAAGAAGGGGUUCAUAGAGAUCAGAUCCGUUGAAGAAGACUGUGAGGACGAAACCACGGAACCACUGCAAUAUUACGAUUAUGAAUCUGGUGGAAAUGUAUCAUCCGAUAUACACCGAGUUGGGCUCAUCUUGGAACUAAUCGUAUUGUCCAUUUUAUUCUGGUUCGUUGAAUGCUGACGGGCAAGUAAAAUAAAAA
Messenger RNA from Frieseomelitta varia, 1621 nucleotides. RefSeq lists its product as uncharacterized. NCBI's taxonomy places the organism in Eukaryota, Metazoa, Arthropoda, Insecta, Hymenoptera, Apidae. The transcript has 9 exons. The record is from RefSeq and is a predicted model, not a curated record.